AUGUCCACUUCUGAAAGUAAUUCCACACAAAAGGCUCAAACACUUUAUGAAGAAGGCACUCGUGCACUCUCUUUGAAGGAUUACGAAACUAGUGUCGACAAACUCGGCAAAGCAUGUCAGUUGUUAGACUCGGCUCACGGUGAGUUGGCUCCUGCAAGCGGCGAUGCUUACUUUGCUUAUGGUCGAGCUUUGUUGCAAAGUGCCAUUCAACAAAACACAGUACUGGGUGAAUCGGGUCAGGACAACAAGGUUGACGUUGUCCCUCCUACAGCUCAAGAAGAAAAUGCUGCUAUUAAGAGUGGCAAGUUCCAUUUUGAGGAUGAUGAAGUUCCCGAAGGAGAUAAUGAUGACGAGGACGAAGAAGGCGAAGAAAACCGACAAGACGAUGACUUUGAGACUGCAUGGGAUAUUUUGGAUAUUGCGCGCGUCAUCUACGAAAAAUCUAAAGACAAAGAAACGCGACUUAAACUGUCGGAUGUGCACUUGUGUCUUGGUGAUGUCUCGAUCGAAACAGAGAAAUUCGACAGUGCUUUGCCAGACUACCAAAAGGCACUGGAUAUCAAAAAGGAAUAUCUGGCAGAAGAUGAUCGCCAGUUGGCUGAAGCACAUUACAAGUACGCAUUGGCAUUGGAGUUUUCGACAACGGAAGCAGACAAAGCUGGAUCACAAAUCAAGGCCGCCGUUGACGUUUUCAAGAAGCGUAUCACUACACUAGAAGAAAAGGAACAAGGCAAAGGCAAAGGAAAGGCGUCUGCUGCAAAUGCUGGAGAUGCCACUAUUGACAAUAAGGAAAUUCGUGAGAUUGAAGGGUUAAUUCAAGACCUGGAAGAAAAGCUCGAGGAGUUGACCAACCGACAAAAAACAGAAAAGGAGGCUGAGGCACUGCUAAAGAGUUUCUUGGGUGCUCCAUCGGCAAACAAUAAUGGUGGACAGCAGGCAGCGGCAGCAUCUCUGGAAAAUGUUACGGUGAACGAUUUAUCCACUAUGAUCAAGCGUAAAAAGCGUGCAAACGAAGAUGAAAAGGCCGAUGAAAGCGAUAGAAAGCAUAAGCGAUAA
This is a messenger RNA of Zychaea mexicana, 1056 nucleotides long. RefSeq lists its product as uncharacterized. Gene Ontology annotation, molecular function: histone binding. The coding region runs from base 1 to 1056 and encodes 351 amino acids. Gene Ontology annotation, cellular component: nucleoplasm. The record is from RefSeq and is a predicted model, not a curated record. Lineage: Eukaryota; Fungi; Mucoromycota; Mucoromycetes; Mucorales; Lichtheimiaceae. The transcript has 5 exons. Gene Ontology annotation, biological process: CENP-A containing chromatin assembly; DNA replication-dependent chromatin assembly.